AUGUCAGACUAUGAGCUCAUGGCUAGUGAACCAGACCAAGCUGCCUCCCCACCGUCCUCACCGUUCUCUUUCGUUUCGUCCAUUCACCCGGUUGAUUCGCCUUCUGACCUGAGUCUGGCGGAGAGUAUACUUGCCGAUGACCAGGAGACGGUUGAUGUUCGCAGCGUCAGCGGUUCCGAAUACGAUUGGUCAUUUGUGCACCAAGGCAGCGGCGCUGACCACGCACACCAUUCAUCGGCCUUCGCCUCCAACGUGACCGACAGUGUCUGUUCCAUUAGAAGCCCCUCUCGGACUCCUUCGCCACAGCUCAAGCAGCCUUCUUUUGUUGUGGAGCCUUCUCCCCUACCAACACCCAGAGAACGAUCUCCACAAGUUCUCCAGAUCCCUGUGUUGGAUGCGUCUGCUCAACCACUCACCCUUGUCAGGUUACUCAAUCUACCGCCCUACUACACGUUGGAAGAUCUUGUCAACCUGUUGACGAAAAGGACCCCAACAAUCUGCGACACCUUCCGGUACAUUGGUAGAGUUCCUCUGCCUCUCUGGAUCAGCUUUAGGCCACCAAAUGCGCAGGUUGAGGCGGUGCAGACUAAAGCGAAAGCACCUGAGGUGCCUACAAGUUCUGCCCUCCUUCGCUUCAUGAACCCAGAAGACGCGGCAGGUCUGUCUGACAUUCUCGAAUAUAUGAAAAAUCGACUUGCGAUGAUGGAUGGAGGAGAAUUCUGGUUCUGGCUACUGGAUGUCGACACAAUUCUCCUCAGUGACGAAGAGGCGGAGAAGGGUGAAGAAGAUAAAGGGCUUCUUUGGGUCGCUGACUGGCUGAGGAGCGACACUAUCAGUGACAUGCAAACCAAGAACACCGCUAAAAAGGCAGCAUCAGAGUCGAUCACUUCCAUUCUCUUGACCCCGUUACCUUAUGAAGUGUGCCUCUCCGACCUGGUAAACCUGUUUACCACGAACGCCGCCGAAUCCGCUCCUCGACCGAGACGCAUCUCCCUUCUACCAGACCUUGCCGUACACACAAUCUUCCUUCCUUGCUGCAUUCUGCAGUUCCCCGAUCAUGUGACUGCAAAUCAGGCCAUGACUUUUUGGUCACGGUAUGAUACGCUUUUCUUCGAGGUGCUGCUAGGCGGCGCACCCUGCUCUUUGGAAGCAGCAUGUAUGUCAUCCGGAACAAGGCGGUGCCCGUUGGAAUGGAAACUUGGCGAUUGGUGGUUCUACAGUGGUUUCGUUCGAAACGCACAAAUUUGGGAGCAUCCCAGUCUUGCUACCAAGGACGCGUUUCGUGCGAAGGAGGAUGUAAGCGGCCUUCUGGAAGAAUUUCCUUCUCAUGUUGCUCGCCGCAGGAGACUCGGUGCGAUGGGCUUACAAUCUUCGCCACAUUGCCAGGUAUCAACUAAGCAAUCUGCCCUGCUAACGGCUCUUCCUCCUGAUGUCGAUUUGGAUGAAAUUGUCAAGGUCUACACUACUCCCCCGGUCCUUUCAUCGUCAUCGUUAACAUCAUCAGCAAUUGAAGACUCGUUCAAAUCUGCUGAAAGCAUGCACACGGACGUGCCGAAUCGACAAGAAGACUCCGUUCGGCCACAGGACAGCAGCCAAUCGACACGGACCAUUCCACUGCCUUCAUUCAUUUCCAUUUUGUACUCUCAUCCGAAGAUCUGUCCUGGGUCUCGCAUGGCUGUCAUAUCGUUCGCCUCUGCUGCAGACUUCGCAGAGGCCACUUGUCUCCUGCCACCCUCUAUGUGGUUUCACCCUGGGACUUGGGCGCACCCUCGAGGCAGCUUUGUGAAACCGGAAGAGCGCGACGGGACAGAGCAGUUAUAUCAGUGUUCGUAUGUGUAUGGGGACUAUAGUUGGCUUCAUCACAGUUCUCUCGGGAGAAGGACGACCUGGGUAGCUGCUGUUUAG
Messenger RNA from Dacryopinax primogenitus, 1905 nucleotides. RefSeq lists its product as uncharacterized. The record is from RefSeq and is a predicted model, not a curated record. Bases 1 to 1905 code for a protein of 634 amino acids. NCBI's taxonomy places the organism in Eukaryota, Fungi, Basidiomycota, Dacrymycetes, Dacrymycetales, Dacrymycetaceae. The transcript has 2 exons.